UAAAUAACCCAACUUUAUAUCUUCCCUUCUUUACCAAUCCCUCAAAGUCACCACUCUAUUUAUUUCUACCUAAACUUCACACAACACAACACCAAAAAACAGAGCACCGUUUCCAUCAAACAAUGGCACCAGCCAAAACUCUCAGUUACCUCUCAGAACAAAAAACCCUCGAGUCAAGUUUCGUUAGGGAAGAAGAUGAACGUCCAAAAGUUGCCUACAAUAACUUCAGCAACGAGAUUCCAAUCAUUUCUCUUGCUGGUAUUGAUGAGGUUGAUGGUCGCAGAACAGAGAUAUGCAACAAAAUUGUUGAAGCUUGUGAGAAUUGGGGUAUUUUUCAGGUUGUUGAUCAUGGUGUGGAUUUGAAGCUUGUUUCUGAGAUGACCCGUUUUGCUAAAGAGUUUUUUGCUUUGCCGCCGGAAGAGAAGCUCCGGUUUGAUAUGUCCGGUGGUAAAAAGGGUGGUUUCAUUGUCUCUAGUCAUCUUCAAGGAGAAGCAGUGAAGGAUUGGAGAGAGCUAGUGACAUAUUUUUCAUACCCAAUUAAACAAAGAGAUUAUUCAAGGUGGCCAGACAAGCCAGAAGGAUGGAAACAAGUAACAGAACAAUACAGUGAAAACCUAAUGAAUUUAGCAUGCAAACUUUUGGAAGUGUUAUCAGAAGCAAUGGGAUUAGAAAAAGAAGCUCUAACAAAAGCAUGUGUUGACAUGGAUCAAAAAGUUGUGAUAAAUUAUUACCCAAAAUGCCCUGAACCUGACCUCACACUUGGCCUUAAACGUCACACUGACCCUGGUACUAUUACUCUUUUGCUUCAAGACCAAGUUGGUGGUCUUCAAGCUACUAAAGAUAAUGGUAAGACGUGGAUUACAGUUCAACCUGUUGAAGGUGCUUUUGUUGUUAAUCUUGGAGAUCAUGGUCACUUUCUAAGCAAUGGACGGUUCAAAAAUGCUGAUCACCAAGCAGUGGUGAAUUCCAACUACAGCCGUUUAUCAAUAGCCACAUUUCAAAAUCCAGCACCAGAUGCAACUGUGUACCCUUUGAAGAUUAGAGAGGGUGAGAAAUCUGUGUUGGAAGAACCAAUCACUUUUGCUGAAAUGUAUAGGAGGAAAAUGAGCAAAGACCUUGAAAUUGCUAGGAUGAAGAAGUUGGCUAAGGAACAAGAACUUAGGGACUUGGAGAAGGCUAAACAGCUUGAGGCCAAACCUUUGAAUGAGAUCCUUGCUUAAUUAGUCUUAAUUUACUUAAUUUACUUAAUAAUAAUUUUAAAUUGUUGUUCAAUCAAUCUAUGUUUAGUUUGCCGUUGUUGUCAAGAUGUAUUAACUAUUAAGCUGCUUGAUUGUGUGUACCUUGGAGAAUUUCAAUAAUAUUACAUCUGUGUUUAAUCAUA
Trifolium pratense (red clover) is the source of this 1381-nucleotide messenger RNA. RefSeq names its product naringenin,2-oxoglutarate 3-dioxygenase. The record is from RefSeq and is a predicted model, not a curated record. Lineage: Eukaryota; Viridiplantae; Streptophyta; Magnoliopsida; Fabales; Fabaceae. The coding region runs from base 123 to 1220 and encodes 365 amino acids. The transcript has 3 exons.